This is a messenger RNA of Morone saxatilis (striped sea-bass), 4532 nucleotides long. RefSeq names its product bcl-2-modifying factor-like. The record is from RefSeq and is a predicted model, not a curated record. The transcript has 4 exons. The coding region runs from base 155 to 712 and encodes 185 amino acids. Gene Ontology annotation, cellular component: myosin complex. Lineage: Eukaryota; Metazoa; Chordata; Actinopteri; Moronidae. Gene Ontology annotation, biological process: positive regulation of apoptotic process; apoptotic process; negative regulation of autophagy.
GUCAGCAAACAUCUAUGAGUGGUUGUAAUGCAAAGAGGGAUACGAGUCGCUCCAACACAGUCCGUAGGAAUCGAGGUAACGGCAAGUUGUCAAGAUACCACCGAUCACAACGGAAAACGCGUUUGCUGGCGGGAGUUUACCGCUGAGGCGUCGGAUGGAUGAUGAGGAGGAGGACAUGUCACGGCCCAUCUCGCAGCUCUGGGGAACGCCCUUUAGGGACGUCAAAUACGAAGACCGAACCACACAGAUCGCGGCCGGACAGGCCCUCGCUGCCGUCACUGCUGCCGUGCCCACGUCGCAGAGCCACAACAACAACAGCAUCGCCAUUAACACACUGCCCUGCAGCUUGUACCGGCAGCCUCGCAUACCCUUUCACGGCAACGCUGGAUUACGCUCACAUUUCCCCGCUCAGUUUGAGCCCAUGGAGGACCGGGGAGAGAGGCAGAUUGAAGAGGAGGAGGAAGAGGGCAGAGGGGAGGAAGAUGACAGGAUGGCAGAGAGGCCGGAGGAGCCGGCGGGGGUGAGCGUCGAGGCCCAAAUUGGUCGUAAACUUCGGGAGAUCGGAGACAAGUUCCAACAGGAUCACGUUGAACUGUUCAUGAGGCAUCAGAGACAAAACCUGCCUGCCUGGAUGCGCCUUACCAUGGCCCUGUUUGGCUUUCUGUUUCCAAGAGAGGCUCUGUUCCCCCGCCUGAGACGAGAGCAGAGAUGAAGGGACUGCCGGUCCUUGCCUCAACCCUUGUCCCUCCCCCACAGGGACAAGGGACCAGACUUUAAGAGAUGGCACUGUAAGAUGGAACACGGGUUUGGAUUUUGUUUUCUAAUUGAAUAUGAAGAUGAGAUGAAGAAAACACUGGUCACCGCUGGACGGAGACUGAUUACAAUUUUUUUGUUUUGUUUUUGUUUUUUGUUUUUGUUUUUUCGUCUUUCCAAGAAGGAGCCAUUGUGUUUGAAGAGAUAUUUUCGAAAUAUUUGUAAGAUUACCUAUUUUGUACAGUAAACUGCUCUUUUUAUUUGGUAUUUCAAGUCUUGAAGGACCUCCAUCAGUCCGGGGAAUGCCUUACUCUCUCCUGCCACAGUACAACUCUUUUGCAUCAAGGAAAUCAUAAGAAAGACAUACAUUUUCAGAUUAGGCCACUUUUUUUUGGCGACAAACUGUGGACGUGGACAUUUCUGUGCUGAAGUUACUGACUUAAAAACCUUGAGGACUUGAGGCGCAUUUCUAAUUUAUUCUUGGAAAAACAAUAAUCCCUGUACCUGUCCUUUACUGUUCCACACUGGCUAAGUUGAAAAUGGUUGUCAUGACGUGUCGCACACUGGUGCUGCACUGUUGCUCAGUUUAGAUGCGUGUUUUACCAGCUUCCACUGUAGACGUAGGGACAUUAUAUCAACCUGUGUCAUCCAUCAACACCCCUGUCUCCAAGUACCACUCAUGUUGUGAACGACCCACUGUGUAGAUUCCGAUCCCGUUGAGUUAAAGACAUAUGCAUACUUGAAUUUAGGUGUAGUAAAGAUAUUUUAGCCGAGUUGCGACGUGAUUACGCUUUCCAUUUGUGAUCAUGUGUUUGUAGGAGUGUGUGCUUACCGUUACCUGCAGUAGUUUUGAAGCCAAAUAAGCACAAAGUCAAACAAAAUCUCCUUUGUGGGAUUACGAUCAGGGAACUGGAAAACAAUCAGACUCCUGACAGUCUUUGGAUGAAUUUCAUCAUUUCCUAAAGCUUUUCAGGAUUUCUUUCUCUGGCUGGAUCGACAAUCGCAAACUUUGCCCCUUUGCUGCAUCGUGGGGUCACCUGUGAGAGAGAUGGCAUUUAUCAGCAUUUGUUAGGGGUGAGCAAUAUUCAAGCCAGAGGGAGGAAGUAAAAAUCUUAGGGAUCUGUUGCAUUUUGCAAUCACACUGACAUCCAUAGAAGGACAUUUCCCAGAAUAUGGCUGUGUUCUCAAUGAAAUACAAAUAUCUUUGUUACAGAAACAUUUUGGGUUAAAGUUACAGAGAUGCAUUUUUAUUUUGUUUUACUACAGGUCUAAAUCUAAAUGUCUCGAGCACUGAUUUAAUCCCGAUGUGCUGAUGCGGUGAGUUGACACGUAAUCGGCUCACCCUUUCAUUCAAGUGCUUUCUUUCACCAAACUGCCAGUGGUACAUUGAGCUUCACUGAGAACUUCAGCUUCUGUACAGUUCAGAAAAACGUUUUUAGUAAUCACACAGACACAUUUGGGUAUAGGACAAAGUUUAUACAUCCUCGUGCGACAACUGCUACGUUAGCAUUUUGCAGCGACACAGCCACUGUUUCUCAAUGUAAGGAAAGAGUCUUUAAGGACUUUAAAUAAGAUGUUUAAAAUUCCUCAUUUGAUGUAUUAUUUCGCUCUGUCGUAGAUUCAUGAUAUGAACUUUUGAAGACACUGAUGGUUUUUUUUUUCUUCUCUUUUAUGUUUUCUUCAGGGAGUAGUUAAUAAUGUUAAUUAAAUAUGUCGGCUAACGAUCUGCCUUUGAGCGAAGGACGCCAUGCAUCCGCGCUGUCAGUCUUUGAUGUAGUAGACGAUGCUGACCGAGCAAAGGUGUUUCAUUUUUGAUGUUUUCCAAAUAAUUUCCACUCAACAUCAACAUAGAAGUACGUUACAGAUUUCGUUUUUUCGGUAACUACACGAGGAGCUGAACCAAAAGUUUGUUUCCUGCAAACACUGAACGCUGAGCCAAUUCUGAUAAUUAUGACACACUGUCUUCAGUCCAAAGCGUCACGCCUGCACUCUCUUUCAUCGAUCGCCAUGUUUAACUACUCCCUGUCCUUAUCGAUAACAAGUUUCAUUUGGUUUGGUUUUCUUUUUCGAUAAUUUAUUCUAAUUUAUUUUGUGUAUAUUUGCUCAGUGCUACUGUAUAGAUGCUGUCUCAGUGUGUACAGUCUUUUUUCCUUCUCAUUGUUGAUGUGCAUUCAGUUGUGUGUGUUUGAUGCCUGUGUGUGCGGGGAGGUUGGACUAAAGCCAUGUGCCUCGUGCGUUCUCACACGAAUGGUGUGAGUCUUACGGAUCACGUGAACAACAGACAAUCAAAUGUACAAAAUGUGCCUUGUGAGUAACAGACCUGCCACAUCAUCACCAACACUUGGCAUAAUUACCCAAAGUCACUGGUCACAGCUCUCGUUUGUCACUUGGGCUCUGUGAGAUCAACGCACUCUGAUACAACAGAGUUGGCACAAACAGUACACAGUAAGUGUGUUCGUUGUGCCUUGAUAGAAAAAAAAAACCCAUCAGUUUGAUUCCUCGCAUCGGCUCACGAGGCACAGGCUCAACCUUUGACAUCUCUCAGCACGAACGGCGAGUUUCACCAACGCAAAACCUUCUGAAUAUCAGAAACGACUGUUUGCAAUCAAUGUGCACUGUAAAAAAAAACAACAACAAUUUUUUACUUGUAUACUGUAUUUUGCGCCUCUCUCUUUCUACUCCUGUGCUGAACUUCCCCUCUAGAUUCCUGAAACUUUUUAAGAUCUGUAAUAUGCUGGAUCGGCCUAGCUUGUCUGGGUUUUUGUGCUUUAUUAUCUACAAUCUAGUAGGGCUGUGGGUUUACAUUUGAAGGAGGAACGAGCCACCAUGGUGCCCAGUAUUAUUUGUAUGUGAGAUGGGUUGAACAGCCACUCAGUCGGUGUGGUGUUGAUCUGAGCCUGUCGUUACCAACCACUGUUGCAACCCUGACUCAAGUGAAACAUUUAUUUUUAUUUGUUUAACCUUCAGUGUCUUUAAUAUCAAAUUUAUUCAAUCAGUUUUUGAGUAUCCAAGAAAGAGUGCAUCUUUACUGUCAAGUGCUGUGAUUUGGUGUUUUUUAUACAUUAGACAUGAAUUUGACACAGCUAUUGUUGCUAUCUUUAUAAAAAAAUCUUAGCAAAAUUUUUCCAUAUCUUUUUGUAAGAAGACAAAGAAAGAACUACAACAAGACAACUUUUUUGCUUUUCUAUGAUUGCUUUUUUUUUUAAUGUUGUGGCAUUUUUAAUUUUGGAUAUUGCAAGGUCUGUUGUGUCACUCUCAGUUCAAGGGCUUUUUUCAAUAUAUGUAAAUGGAGUAAAAAUGCAUGUCCAACAUUCCUGAAAAAAUCUGUAUCUUAAAGGGUUUGAAUGUAAUUUAAUGGAGUGAAAACCACAAUAUCUCUUUUAAUACAUGAACUGAACAGUGGAACUGAUCUCAGACUCCUGUGCUGUGCGCGCGGCGGGUUUGUAUUGUCUUCACUUUGCUUUCUUUACGUUCAGAGUGGUCUCAAGGAUUUCACAUUCAUGUGUCCUUUGAAGUGAGACCCAGGCCAGAUGUAGCAGUUUUUUCGUUAAAGCAUUGGCUGUGUUAUCGUUGGGACUGCUCUGUGUCUGCUGCAGUUUUUCAAACAGCGUGGGACAUGGAGCGAUGGAGGGAACGGAGGAGGACGGGGGAUGUUUGUUCUUUUUCUAGUGCAAUAUGCUGUACAUAAGAGCUUGGCUCUCGAAAUCUUACAAUUUCUCUUAAUUUCUUUUGUUGUUAAAUGGGUACAUUGCUGUUUUUUUUCCAUUAAAACUUUAUGG